This is a messenger RNA of Rattus norvegicus (Norway rat), 3193 nucleotides long. RefSeq names its product zinc finger protein 322a (gene Zfp322a). Lineage: Eukaryota; Metazoa; Chordata; Mammalia; Rodentia; Muridae. Gene Ontology annotation, cellular component: cytoplasm; nucleus. The record is from RefSeq and is a predicted model, not a curated record.
GGUCCUCGCGGUUCUUGGCGGUGAGAGGGUCGGGGCCGGGCGCGGCUCCCUUGUUGUCACGGUCAACGAAAAGUUGAGAGGAGAGCCUGUAAGACUGUCCUGGAGGUAGUAAUGGAACCAGGCUCGAAUGUAGUCUGUAGCCUUCCUGAAUGUCUAGAGAACCAUGGGCAAUGGGAGGACCCUCCCUCAGCCUUAAGGGCGGAGAUUAGUUGUGUUGCCCCGGAAUCUGCCGACUCUUGUUUGCUCAAAGCAUUCCAUAGUCAUUUAUUUUUAGCAAUCUUGGUCCUAUGUAACUUUGCAUUCAUGUAUCGGAUUCCUGCAGUUUUUAGUGAGCAAGGAAUGAAUCCUUCAUCUCAGAAGUUAAAAUUAUAAUGUCUUAUCAGUCACCUGAGCGUUUGGAAGGUAGAGGCAAGGGAUAGAGAAUUCAAAGCCAGCCUAAACUACAGAAGACCCUUCCCCGUCUUUGCAGCAAAAAUUAAGGGAUACAAAAAGAAGUAGCAGGAGAAAAACAAGGCCUAGGGCUUUGUUCUGAACUUAAAAUCUCCCAGCUAGAAGAAUUCUUGUUAUUUUGUGUAGAGCAUGUCAGAAAGAAACUGCUUCUUGAAGGAGAAACGGUAUAAGGAAACAUUAGAAUGAAAAAAAUUUGCUGAAGGAUGAUGUCUGGAUUGGAGCGUGCAUGGGACAUUAUUUAAAUGACCUGCUGUUAAAAAAAAAAAAGAAAGCCGUUUUUUUAAUUUUGAUUUUUCUCAAGACCAAAAAGUGAAUACUACCUGUCGUCUGUCUACAUUAUUGGUUUGGAGGUACCAAGUAUAUGAUGCUGGAAAUUUUUAAACACAAACUGCUAAUGAAUGAAAGGCUUAAAACAGAUAUAUUUUUUAAGCUACCAGAAAAAUGACUAUGAAAACAGGGAUCAAGAAGACUGAUGGAAAACAAUUUAGGAGGAAACCAUAGAAAAUGUACACUUCAGAAGAGAAAUGUAACCAGAGAACUCAGAAAAGGAAAAUACACCAUGUAUGCCCUCAGAAGGGGAAAAAGAUAUAUAUUCGUGUACAUGAGAUUACUCAAAUAGAUAAUCAAAUAUAUCAGUGCCUUGAACGUGAACAAAACUUUUGUGAAAACUUAGCACAAAUGUGUGAAAGAACAUAUACUGGGGAGAAACCUUAUAGAUGUGAUAUGUGUGAGAAAACCUUCAUCCAAAGUUCAGAUCUUAUUUCCCACCAGAGGAUCCAUAAUUAUGAAAAACCUUAUAAAUGUAGCAAAUGUGAGAAGAGCUUUUGGCACCACUUAGCCCUUUCAGGACACCAGAGAACACAUGCAGGUAAAAAGUUUUACACCUGUGACAUCUGUGGCAAGAAUUUUGGUCAGAGCUCUGAUCUGCUUGUCCAUCAGCGAAGCCAUACAGGUGAAAAACCUUAUCUGUGUAACGAAUGUGAUAAAUGCUUCAGUCGAAGUACAAAUCUCAUAAGGCACCGAAGAACUCACACAGGUGAGAAACCAUUUAAGUGUCUGGAAUGUGAAAAAGCUUUUAGUGGAAAAUCAGAUCUUAUUAGCCACCAAAGGACUCAUACUGGUGAAAGGCCCUACAAAUGCAAUAAAUGUGAGAAAAGUUACCGACAUAGGUCCGCCUUCAUUGUGCAUAAAAGAGUUCAUACUGGAGAGAAGCCGUAUAAGUGUAGUGCCUGUGAGAAGUGCUUUGGCCAGAAAUCAGACCUUAUCGUACACCAGAGAAUCCACACAGGUGAGAAACCUUAUAAAUGCUUGGAGUGUAUGAGAAGUUUUACUCGGAGUGCCAACCUCAUUAGGCACCAGGCAACUCACACUCAUACUUUCAAAUGCCUUGAAUAUGAGAAAAGUUUCAACAGUAGCUCAGACUUUAUUGUACAUCAGAGAAUUCAUAUGGAAGAAAAACCACAUCAAUGGUCUAUGUGUGAGAGUGGCUUCCUCCUAGGUAUGGACUUCGUUGCCCAGCAGAAAAUGAGGACUCAAACAGAGGAGCUCCAUUAUAAAUAUGGUGCAUGUAAUAAAAGCUUUCAUCAUAGCUCAGCCCUUCUUCAACAUCAGACAGUGCACAUUGAUGACGAAUACAUCUGUAAUAUGAGUGAAAAAGGGCUUGAUCUCAGCUCUCAUGCAUCGGAAACCUCAAGGAUGUCUUGACAAGUCACAUAACUUUAAAAAUAUAUUUAUAUAUCAGAAUUCAGUAAGAGAAAGACUCCUAGGUAAAUUUCAGAUUUCCCUUCGAUCUCAGACUUCAUUGGGGUCCAGAGAAAGAGUCUACAGUCUUGGGAACUGUAAGAAAAGCUUUAUUGUAGAGAGUGGCCAUGUCAGGACACCUUUAUUGCCACACUUGGGAAGAACUCCACAAAUUCUCUGGGUUGGAAAACCUUCCUCACAAGAUUCAUACAGGUAGGAAGCUUUACAAUGCAGUAUGAGAGCUGUCCAGUAGUGUUAAGCCCUCAUUUUUACAAGACAGUUCACACCAGAGAACAACCAUAUAAAUGUUUUGUGUUGGUAAUACCUCAGACAGUAUGUAUGCCUUAUUGGGUAUCAAAAAAUUCAGCCUGGGGAGAAGCCCCAGACAUUACAGGAAAAUGCUUCUAAUAGAACUUUGAUUUUCUUACCCUUCAGAGAAGCCAUACUGGGGUAAAUGGAUAUUUGAGUGUGGCAAAAACAAUUGUUGGAGAGUCAUACAUGGGUUUGCAUUCUCCUAGACAAAAAUCAGAGUUCCUGAAUGAAGAAAACUUAUUAAUUUUCAGCUCUUGGGGCAUAUCAGGGUACUCACAUUAGUGAAAAUCCAUAAAUGCAUUGUGUCUGAGAAGCUAGAAAGAAGCUCCUAUCUAGUCGGGCCCCAGAGAAGGAGUUCUAUGGAGGAGUUGUUCCAGUAAGAGAUCUAAUUGUGGGUGAGAAUCUGUAUAUAUGCUGUGUAUGCAAAGAGCUGUUCUCAUAGUUGAACCACAUUGUGGAAAAAACAAAAAACAACAACAACAAGAACAACAAAAAAACGAGUUGUAUGGAAAUAAUGUCUUAGCAACCCAAAAGCUUGUUCUGGAGGUGCUGGGGCAGGUUAGCAUGGAUCUGGAGGGUAACUCAGGUAAAGAUGCUUUUCUUUUGUCUCAACCACUUGAUGAUUGCUUUAGUUUCACUUUAAAAAAAAGUCAUAUAUCCAAUAAAGGAAAGAAUGUACUCUUGUGUAUAA